GAUACUACUACCACUACUACGAAAAUGACACCUGCUUACAAGUUGACCUACUUUGACAGACAAGGGGCUGCUGAAUGUAUCCGAUUCCUCUUCAAGUAUGGUGGUAUUGACUUCGAAGAUAUUAGAAUCACGAAAGAAGAAUGGCCUGCGUUAAAACACAAAACACCAUUUGGUCAUUUACCAUUUUUGGAACACAAGGGCAAAAUAGUGACAGAAAGUGUGUCCAUUUGUAGGUAUUUGGGCAAAAUUGCAAACCUUGCUUCCAACGACGAUUGGGAGAAUCUGGAAAUCGAUUCCAUUGUAGACACUAUCUACGACAUGCGAUAUCAAAGUAUUAAGGUGGUCCGGAUGGAACAAGAUGCUUCAAGAAAGAAAACAAUGAAAGAAAAAUCUCUUAAUGAAAUCAUUCCAAACUAUUUCACACGUUUGGAAGCUGUGGUUGAAAAAAACAACGGAUAUUUGGCAUUGGGUCGACUAACUUGGGCUGAUUUGUAUUUCGUCAGCAUGUGUCCAGGUUUUGACUAUUUUGCUGGUGGUGACGUUUUCGAAAAAUAUCCAAAUCUUAAAGCUCUAAGGACGAAAGUUGAGGCAUUAUCAGCAAUAAAAGAAUGGAUUAGAGUACGACCGCAAAGUGAAUAUUAAUUUCGCAAUGUCAGUUAUCACAAUAAAAAAUUCUAAAUGUGAAUA
This is a messenger RNA of Zophobas morio, 687 nucleotides long. Its product is annotated as glutathione S-transferase-like. Lineage: Eukaryota; Metazoa; Arthropoda; Insecta; Coleoptera; Tenebrionidae. Gene Ontology annotation, biological process: glutathione metabolic process. The coding region runs from base 25 to 642 and encodes 205 amino acids. The record is from RefSeq and is a predicted model, not a curated record. Gene Ontology annotation, molecular function: glutathione transferase activity. The transcript is spliced from 5 exons.